Molecule: messenger RNA, 834 nt
Organism: Lodderomyces jiufengensis
Lineage: Eukaryota; Fungi; Ascomycota; Pichiomycetes; Serinales; Debaryomycetaceae
Product: exosome non-catalytic core subunit
Exons: 1
Coding region: 1-834 (277 amino acids)
Biological process (GO): rRNA catabolic process; U4 snRNA 3'-end processing; poly(A)-dependent snoRNA 3'-end processing
Cellular component (GO): nuclear exosome (RNase complex); nucleolus; cytoplasmic exosome (RNase complex)
Source: RefSeq, a predicted model, not a curated record
AUGAGUGAUAGAAGAAGAAUACUAGGGCCAUCAAAUACAAUAAUACCCAACAUCCCGCAACAUCAAAAUAUCAACACAAAAAAUUCCACCAAACUUGAAAAUGAAAUACCUAAAUUCUUUUUAAAAAAUUCAAUAAUAAAAAAUUCCAAUGGUUCAUCAUACCUUGAAAUAGGUUCAACAAUAAUAGAAGUAUCAGUAUUUGGUCCUAGACCAAUUAGAGGUUCAUUUUUAGAUAAAGCAUCAAUAAGUAUAGAAACAAAAUUUUUAAAUAAUGUACCACAACCAUUAUCUGAUUUUUUUAAUUUUAAAAAUUUAAGUAAUAAUGGGAAUGAAAAACCAAUUGUGGGGAUGAGUAAUAUAGAACAUCGUAUAAGUUCAUUUGUUGAGAAUUGUAUAUUAUCUACUAUAUUAUUAGAAAAUUAUCCAAAAUCUACAAUUGAUUUUCAAAUUAGUAUUAUUUCAAUAGAUCCUUCAGCAACGGGAAUUUCUGGAUUAUUAUGGUUAAUUAAUUGGAUUAUGAUAUGUACAAGUUUAGCGAUUAUUGAUACUGGGAUUGAAAUUAAAGAUAUUAUAUCUAGUGGAAUAGUUAAAUUAAAUUCAAAUGGAGAUGUACUUGUUGGAGAAAAUUUACUACAGGAAGAAGAUUCAGGAAUUUUUGCAUUGAUUAGUUUUUUGAAUUUAAAAAAUGAUGAAAUUGUUGGGUGUUGGUUUGAAAGUAUUAACAUGGAAGUAAAUGAAGAAAAUAUGAAUAUAUUAGUUGAUGAAUGUAGUAAAGUUUCAAAAUUAAUUAGAGCAAAUUUAAAUUCUUACUUGAUUAAUAGUUUUAAUGAAUAA